Molecule: messenger RNA, 432 nt
Organism: Pleuronectes platessa (European plaice)
Lineage: Eukaryota; Metazoa; Chordata; Actinopteri; Pleuronectiformes; Pleuronectidae
Gene: atoh7
Product: atonal bHLH transcription factor 7
Exons: 1
Coding region: 1-432 (143 amino acids)
Molecular function (GO): protein dimerization activity
Source: RefSeq, a predicted model, not a curated record
AUGAAGUCUCGCCGGCCCAGCUGCACCGACUCCGGAUCAGAGUCCUCAGAACCAGAUUCCCAGAGUCCGGAGAAGUAUGAGACCACCACCAGGCGACGGUCGGCUGCCAACGCCAGAGAGAGAAAGAGGAUGGAGGGUUUGAACACGGCUUUUGAUCGCUUACGUAAAGUGGUCCCCCAGUGGGGCGAGGACAAGAAACUGUCCAAGUAUGAAACCUUGCAGAUGGCCCUCAGCUACAUCAUGGCCCUCAACCGGAUCCUGACAGAUGCCAGGAGGCACAACGCUCCUCACAGGCAGUGGCUGGACCUGCAGUUUGACUGUGUGCAGCCUGAGAGCUAUCCCUGCCUCAUGAGGUACGACUCCCCGACGGAACAGGAGUACAUCCAGUCAUCCUUCUCAUACCAGUUUGACGGACAUCAGGUCCAAGCAUAA